This is a messenger RNA of Lates calcarifer (barramundi perch), 1469 nucleotides long. Its product is annotated as GATA zinc finger domain-containing protein 14-like. The record is from RefSeq and is a predicted model, not a curated record. Lineage: Eukaryota; Metazoa; Chordata; Actinopteri; Centropomidae. The transcript has 4 exons. Bases 1 to 999 code for a protein of 332 amino acids.
AUGACUAAGUACAACCAUGGAUUCAGCAAUCACAACUACAGCUGUAGCAGCAACAAAGUCAGUGGCCCCAACAAUACCCAAAGCUACAGCAACAACCACAACAGCCACACAAAUAACCGCUGCUUCAGCAAUAACAAGCACAACUUCCCCAACAACAAUAGGAUCUGGACCCAGAGAACAUCACAACUUCAUCCACCGCAGAGAACGACGACACACGAGCACAGAACAUCAAUCUGUAACAGAGAAGAGGAGCUUCGACCACCUCACCAUGACUGUAAAGAUCUUUGUCGUCCUUCUGCUGUUUGUUGCUUCUUGCAGCGCACAGUCAACAACUACAGCUGCUCCAACAACAACUACAGCUGCUCCAACAACUACAGCUGCUCCAACAACUACAGCUGCUCCAACAACUACUGUUGCUCCAACAACUACAGCUGCUCCAACAACUACAGCUGCUCCAACAACUACAGCUGCUCCAACAACUACUACAGCUGCUCCAACAACUACUACAGCUGCUCCAACAACUACUACAGCUGCUCCAACAACAACUACAGCUGCUCCAACAACUACUACUGCUCCAACAACAACUACAGCUGCUCCAACAACAACUACAGCUGCUCCAACAACUACAGCUGCUCCAACAACUACAGCUGCUCCAACAACUACUGUUGCUCCAACAACUACAGCUGCCCCAACAACUACAGCUGCUCCAACAACUACUGUUGCUCCAACAACUACUGUUGCUCCAACAACUACAGCUGCCCCAACAACUACAGCUGCUCCAACAACUACUACAGCUGCUCCAACAACAACUACAGCUGCUCCAACAACUACAGCUGCUCCAACAACUACUGUUGCUCCAACAACAACUACAGCUGCUCCAACAACUACUACUGCUCCAACAACAACUACAGCUGCCCCAACAACAACUACAGCUGCUCCAACAACUACAGCUGCUCCAAUGACCACACCUGCCUCAAACACAACCACAACUGCUUCUAACACAACCACAACUGGUCUUGACACAACUACAACUGCUUCUAACACAACUACAGGCAUAAAUUCCUCUACAUCACCUUCUACCACCUCCUCUGCCCUCAUCAACAACAUCAGUCUCCUAUCAGCCGUCGUGGCCCUGAUGGCACAUGCACUUUGCUCAUAUUGUGAAGGUGUUCACAUCCUGUAAAUGAAGCGAUAAAUGAAGGAUUUAAAGAAGGUAUAAAUAAGAUGAUAUGCUAAUUUGUUCUGUUUAUGUGUGUGUUUGUAAUAUUGAUCUCUGGUGCAUCAGAAAAUGCACAUGAGCUUCCUGGAGGUGUUGUGUAAUUUCAUUUAAUCCAGCAUCUGUGAUGGGAAGCAGGUCCUGCUUCAGAGCACUGUGAGUGAAUCUGUCUAAUGGAAGCUUGAUGGUAAUAUUCUGUCUGUCCUUACAUUGCUUUUAAAGAUUCUUUACAAUAAAAGUUGUGUAAGUUGUA